GAGACGGUCAACUCCAGGCCAAAAUUUGUCCGAAGUUAAGAAUGAUGCUGCAUCUCUCUCUGUUCUGUGUGACUUGUAUAAGUCUAUCCUUUUUAACCAUCUCCUCCAGUAAUUUCCAGAGGGCGCUACCAACGCUUUUUGGAUAAUUUGAAAUGUCUAUGUACAGAAUGAUAAAGAAGAAGAAAAAUUUAUGAAAGAAGCGGAAUGGCGCAUGACUCUGUUUAUCCUAUCUCUAAGAAUCAUUUUGAAUUUCCUUAGAGAACGCCUCGUGCAAGUGAUUUAAUUUAGAUUUUAAUUUUUAUUAUGGCCGAAAGAAAGUGUUUAAUAUGUGGGGCUUCUGAGUCAGAAGUCCAGAGAUUAUUUUGUUUUCCAUACAACCCUGCAAGGAAUGAGUUGUGGAUGCAAACUCUGGGUUUUAAAGCAUGUGCUGUAAGAAAGCAUCACAGAAUUUGCAACAACCAUUUCAGAAGGGAAGCUUUCACCGAUUCAAGUUUGCAGAAACUGAAUAGAAAUGCUAUUCCCAUGCCUUGGGUAAUCUCUUCUUCUGCAGCAAAUACAUUGGAAAGCAUGCCUUCCCUUAUUAAUGAGGAACAUGCUGGUACAUCAGGUAUAUCCACAUUCCCAGCGUCAGUUCUAGCUGAUGAGGUAGAACCUAACACUGAUGAGGAACAUGCUGCUGUAUCAAGUACUUCCACAUUCCCAUCAUCAGUUCCAGCUAAUGAGGGAAAAGCUUCUGUAACUGAAGAGAUACAUGCAGGUACAUCAAUUUCAUUAUCAGUUGCAGCUUACGUAUUCACUUUGGUCAGUGGAGGGCAACUGGACUCGGAAGCUGUCGCUACGGCAAACUUCAUCACGGAAGUGGACAUGCUGUUCGACAGCUUCAAUGGGAAAGCGGCUGUAGGUCCUUUUGGAAAGGAGCUGAGGGGACCUUUGAAGCUAGGCUCCCCUCACAUAAAAUUUUGGAAGGAGGAACAUGAGAAGGUGCAAAAUUGGCAGUUCAUGAGGUAUACAAAAAAUGGCAGAAUCCGAAAAUCUAUGCCACCUUCCCAAACAGGUUGGCUCCAAUCUAUAAAUGCGAUUCAAAUGAUCUGGAAAUACUUAAGGAACAAUGGUUUCAUUUCCCUGAGGACCAGAUCUUUGAAUCAAGAUCCAUUGGAGAACCUGUUUGGGCAAAUAAGGUAUGGUUGCGGAUCCAAUGACAAUCCUACAGUGCAGCAAUUCAUUGGGACCCUGAAAACACAACUCCUCAAUGGUUUGGUUAAUCAAAGCUUUCAAGGGAGAAAUUGUGAGGAUGACGAAAAUACACUUUUGUGUAAUUUGAAAUCAUUCCUCAAUAUUUCCCUUGAGAGGGAGGAGAUGGAAGUUCCAGAAGAUGCUUCUUUGACCGAUCAAAUACCUCAGUUCCAGACGUCACCUGAGGAACUGUCGGUUAAUAUAUCGAGAGAAGUUUCUUCUGGAAACCCUGGUGUUUUUUCGGUAGCAUAUGUGGCAGGAGCUAUUGUGAAAACCCUCAAAAAACACAUAUGCUGUGCCUUAUGCGAUAAUAUGAUCAGUUCAUCCAGUUCAGAACCUCAAAAUUUAUUCAUAGCGAAUAAAGAAUUGUCGGAUGAAAGAUCAGUCCUAAUGUACCCAAGUGAAAGGUACUUUGUUGCUGUAGGAUGUGGAAUUAACAGGUUGGAGGAAUUUUUAGAUAACUCCCCAUCCCAUCCUAAAGUAGCAGCAACCGCACUUGGGGUACUUAGAUCUGACAUAAAUUUUGAGGAUCUAGGAUGUCCUGAUCAUAAAAAUCGCAUAAGGGACAUCACGACUGCUGCAAUAUGCAGGAUUGGCAUUCCUUGGUGGUGCAAAAGGAAGUGCGAAGAAGUAAAGUCAGAUGCCAAAAAAAAGGCCUAUGAAAAAAAAAUUAAAAAAUUGCGUCAUUCCUGA
Molecule: messenger RNA, 1926 nt
Organism: Coccinella septempunctata (seven-spotted ladybird)
Lineage: Eukaryota; Metazoa; Arthropoda; Insecta; Coleoptera; Coccinellidae
Exons: 7
Coding region: 304-1926 (540 amino acids)
Source: RefSeq, a predicted model, not a curated record